Sus scrofa (pig) is the source of this 2625-nucleotide messenger RNA. RefSeq names its product insulin receptor substrate 3 (gene IRS3). NCBI's taxonomy places the organism in Eukaryota, Metazoa, Chordata, Mammalia, Artiodactyla, Suidae. Gene Ontology annotation, cellular component: cytosol; plasma membrane. The record is from RefSeq and is a predicted model, not a curated record. Gene Ontology annotation, biological process: insulin receptor signaling pathway. Gene Ontology annotation, molecular function: insulin receptor binding; phosphatidylinositol 3-kinase binding.
GAGGCGGCGGGAGGCCACUGGGUUGAGGCUCCGAGCCCGGCGGAGCCUCGGGUGUCUCAGGCCGUCGAGCAGUCACUGGGUCACACGCUGCGCGCAGCGAGGGGCCACUGCAGACCCCCUGCCCCAAACUUCAAGUCGGGAGCGGGGGAGAGAGACGCCGGGCAUUAAGGCAGUGGCAGCCUGUCAGGACGCUGCCCCCUCCCCCGGGACCGCUACCUCUAGAACCCCACCUCGGCGAGCCUCUUCCCAGCCGUCUCCGCUCCUGCUCCGGCCACUUGGUCGCCUUUGGCCCAGGAUGAAGCCCAGAGGCGGCGGCGGCGGCAGCCCCACGACGGCCCCGGAGUCUGAGUCGGCCGACGUGGCCCUGGGUCCGCUGUCGCCCUGGGCCUGCCCGGCUGACGUGCGGCUCUGCGGCCACCUUCGGAAGCACAAGUCCCAGCACCGCCGCUUCUUCGUGCUCCGCGCGGACCCGCCGCGCCUCGAGUGUUACGAGAGCGAGAAGAAGUUCCACGCCGGCCGAGCGGCUCCCAAGCUCAGCGUGAGCCUGACGGGCGCGUGCACCAUCAGCAAGCGCGUGGACGCGCGCCAGCGCCACCUGAUCUUCCUCUUCACCGCCGACCGCAGCCUGGGCGUGGCGGCGGCCAGCGAGGCGGAGCAGCAGGCGUGGUACAGCGCCCUGCUUGAGGCGCGCGCCGCCGCCGGGCCCAGCUCCCACGAGGACCCCGAGGCCUGGAUGCUCGCUCCGUUUCAGGACAUCUGGCCCGUGACGCUGCGGCCCAAGGGGCUGGGGCAGACACGAGGCCUGGGCAGCGGCGGCUACUGCUUGUGCCUGGGUUCCGGGGUACUGAGCCUGCUGCGGAAGCCCAGGGGCAGAAGCUCCAGGGCCACCCAGGCACCUCCGCCCCCAGCCCUGCGCCUGUCCCUGCUCAGCGUGCGCCGCUGUGGUCACGCAGACUCUUUCUUCUUCCUGGAGCUCGGGCGCUCAGCACCCACAGGUCCCGGGGAGCUGUGGCUACAGGCGCCCGAUGCUGUGAUGGCCCAAAGCAUUCACGAGACUGUCCUGGCCGCCAUGAAGCGAAUCGGGGACACUGGUGCUAGUGGCAGGACUGAGCCACUGCCAAGAAAGCCCCCGACGAGGGCCCCCAGACCCUCUGAGACCCCAGCCUCUGCGGCUCAGUCAGGCAGCCUGAACCGUCUGGGGUGCCCUAGUGAGAGGAGCGAGCAAGCAACCCCUAAGACGCUGGCGAUGCUGGGGGCAGCGGCCUCACAGCCUGAGGGGUUGGGGCGGGGCGGGGGCUACAUAACCAUGGGAGCCAGGAGAGACUACGUGCCCAUGGGAGACGGGCAAGCCAGCAGCUACGUGGUGAUGGCGCCCCUGGGCCUCCCUGCCUCGGCCAAAGCCGCUCCCCAUCAGCCACCUCUGGAUGGCGGGCACUCUGAAUACGUGUCCAUGAGCCGCUGUGCACCACGGUCCCUUUUCUUGAGCUCUUUGCCCGGUUCCUACAGGCCUGGGGCCGGGGAGCCUGAAACGGGGCUCCAAAGCCCUCCUCUGCGCGUCGGAGGCAGCUGGGGCCCCACAGGGGCUCAGCCCUGCUUGCAGCCGCCGUCAGAGCUGGCCGGGGAGUACGUGUGCAUCGAGUACUCGGACCACGUAGCCACACCCGAAACCCCCGCCAGCUGCCUCAACUACGUCGACCUGGACCUGGUCCCUCCCCUGGAGGCGGGAGGCAACGCCCCCGGGGCCAGGCACGGCCCGCACAGCUACGCCCGCAUAGAGUUCCAGAACUCUGGGGAGGCCCGAGGGAGGAGACCCUGGCAACCCCGUCUGGUUUAACUGACAGACGGAGACGGCGGGAGAAAACAGGGCAAAGUUAAGAGUGCUUUCCUGCCCACGCCCCUCAACCCCACAGACCCCUUCCCUGAGACGGAGAGGCUCUAAAGCAGAGAUGUCCCCUAGGAGGUGUGACCCGCAGAGGCUUGCUAAGCUGCUUCUUGGGGCCUGGUGCCCACUCCGCCCCUUUCAGCUGUGCCGCCUGGGAAAUCUUUGGGAGGAGGUUCCCCAAGAAGCUGGAUUCUUUUAAGGGAGAAAAUUCUAGAACUCUCCCUCCCCUUGAAAACAAACCCCCAAAACCUCCACAACCUCACAGAUUUCUGGACAUUCUCAGCCAAAGCCCUGAUCCUGUUUCCCCCAGAGGCCCCGCAGCAUCACUCCAGAGCCUUAAGUCAGGCCCCUGCCCCGGCCUCGGCUGCGGAAGAUAUGGACCUGGACCUGCCCCUGCCCCUCCCCCGCAGGCCCGCAGGGCUGGCCUGGUGUAUCUUUGGAGCCAAAGAACCACCCCCGAGACAUACACACACGUCCAGCCUCAGGGCUGAACUCCUGGGGCCCCAGAGCACCAGGAGUCCUACACUAGGGCCUCCCCAAAGUGAGGCACCCCCUUACUCCCUAGUUUCCCUCUCCCAACGCCAGCUCUGUGCUCACGAUCCUCCCUGCUCCCAGAGCUGGCAGAGCUGAUGGAGUCCUUGCUUCCUAUAUAAUUAGUCUAAGAGACUAGACUCCCCACCCCGCCCCCGACAUUAAAGGUUCCCUGCUUGGUCAGCUGGAAAGAUCUUAGGUCCAUGGAUUCC